Molecule: messenger RNA, 631 nt
Organism: Chara braunii
Lineage: Eukaryota; Viridiplantae; Streptophyta; Charophyceae; Charales; Characeae
Source: the annotation of a GenBank genome assembly
GUCAAGGGACGAAAAGGACAACAUGAGCGCUUCUGCUGCUGCUGCUGCUGCUGAUUUUGAGAGAGUGGCUGUGUAAGGAACGGGGCAGUUUGGAUUGGUCCAACUGGUUCACUUUGUCUGAUUGGUUUGAUUGAUUGAUCGAUUGGUCGAUAGAUUCUCUUUCUUUGAGACUGUGGAGAGCGUCAUGGAAGAAAAUGCAGCCGGCUCCACCGAAGGCACUACAGCUUUUGUCAGAGAAAUGGGGAGCAUGGUAAACAAUCACGAUCUCAACGAAAUCAAACGGCUCCAAAUGCAAAUGCUGGGACGACUCCAAGACAGCAAUGCUGUUCUUUCGUAUUUCAAUGACUUCUCGGCUCGGAGCUUUUCUGUUGUCGCUAGCGACUUUGGAAAGAAUACAAAAAUUUUGAGAGGCAUGCGGGGCGAUCUGGAUUACAUCUUCAAGAAAAUCAGGGUACUCCGCGAGCGGAUCGCGAAGAGUUAUCCGAAUGCCUUUGAUGAAGAUGUCAUUGGGCAUAUAGAGGACACUAGACCGGAUCUCGAUCUUCCAAAAUGAAGUUGCAGGAACCGAAGAGACACGAAACCAGAUUGCUGAGAAAUCCCACACGGAUUCAAGUAAAUGGGGUGUUAGCUC